Messenger RNA from Adineta ricciae, 1461 nucleotides. The record is from the annotation of a GenBank genome assembly. NCBI's taxonomy places the organism in Eukaryota, Metazoa, Rotifera, Eurotatoria, Adinetida, Adinetidae.
AUGGAGUAUGCGCAAGUGAUUAUUGUUGGCGGGGGUAUUUCGGGCCUUGCAGCAGCAAAGACUUUAGGACAUGCAGUGAAAUAUGUUCUAAUCGAAGCACAAGAUUAUCUAGGUGGUCGAGUACUUACCGUCGAUGCGGCACCGGACUUGGCUGUUGACAUGGGUGCUCAAUAUGUACUUGGAGAUAAGUCGGCACUAUACAAGAUCUGUGAUGAAUUGAAGAUGCUUCUUGAUGAUGACGAUGCUGAUGAUGAUGAGGCCGUAGUUGUGACUACUGACGGAAAAACUAUCAAUUCUGAGUUGAUGGAUAAAGCAACUGACUUCUGGGAACGUUCAAUCGACGAUGCGGAAGAUAAAUCUGACGGGCAACAAUCAGGGCUUGCUGUUUCUUUUGCAGAUUUUGUUCCGAAAGUAUUUCAGAGGCGAUUAUUAUCAUGUUCAUUAUUUCCUCGUGAGUUAUUCGGGCCGAUUACAGAUUAUUUCAUGAAAUCAGAAAUGACUGAUGCCAAUUGCAUUUCAUUAUCCGAUUUGAACUUGAUCGAAUAUAGUAAUUAUGAAGAUCCGCCAGGUGAAUAUGAAAACGAUUUAAAAUAUACUGGUUAUCGUCCGUUGGUCAAUUAUCUGAAAUCAUUUAUACCAAAUGAUCAACGAAUACGUUUGAAUUGUGAAGUCGUGCGAGUUAAGUUUCUUUCCACAGAACGUAAAUUAUCCGUCGAAAUUCAUGAUUCACAGAAACAACAAAAGAAAACCAUGAUCUGUGAUCAUAUCAUUUGGACAACUUCAUUAGGUUAUUUGAAAGAACAUUUUCAUCGAAUCUUUGCUGAUGAACACGAUCUACUUCGACAGAAACAAAAUGCGAUUACUAACAUUGGUUUCGGAGUCUUGAAUAAGGUAAUACUCAUUUACAAGAAAAAGUUCUGGCGACAAAGUGCGAAUAGCAUUAUACUGCUACACACUCAAGAAAAUCAUCUCUUUGAAAUGUCGGAUACUUUACGACAAUUGUUAUCUAAUGGGUCAAUCGAUCCGAGUGUCGUCCAAGAGGUUGCUCAUGGAUUGUCCUAUUGUGAUGUUUUACCGUGCACUGACAUUCCAGUGUUGGUCUGCUGGUUCGGUGGUCCAGCAGCCAUAACGAUUGAAAAUUUCACCGAGCAAUUCAUUGGGCAAAUCUGUCAUGAAACCAUAUGUAGCUAUUUAAAAAUCGAUCAGGACAGAUACCCACCGGUUCGAGUACUAAAGAGUGGAUGGCAUAAUAAUAAAUAUACUCGAGGAUCGUACUCGUAUCAUUCGGUUCGUUCGAGUAAGCAAGAUGGGAAACAACUACGGAUUCCGUAUGCACCGGACGGAAUUCAAAGAAUUCUGUUUGCUGGCGAAGCAACGCAUGAGCAAUACUAUGCAUCAGUAAAUGCGGCAUUUGAAACUGGCACUCAAGCAGCGAAGAAAAUCUUAUCAAUUAUCAAUUAA